GGUAACUAAAAAAAAAAAAAAAAAAACUGAAAAAACCCUCCAAGGCUAGUUAUGGAGUUCAUGUGAACGAAACACGGAUUUCCACCCUUCUUUACUAGUCAAACCAGUAUCGCUGGAUAGAAUUUGCUCAAGUACAGCAACAGGUAGAGUGACUGGCCGCAAACUCUUUCGUGGCUCCCUCUGAAAAUAAUCUCCCGUCUUUUUCUCUCUCUCUCUCUCCCCUUACCUCAAUUGAGUUUCUAGACCCUUUUGGUCGCUCCUCUUAUCACUUGGAAAAAGGUGAACCCUUGUGUUGUUUUUAGUUGAAUCUUUGCUUUAAUUGUAGUUUUUACCCUUGUGGUCCCUGAUGGCUUCGCACAGUGAUACUCUGGUGGUGUUCUUUGGGGCAACAGCUGGUGCAAAUGGGGGUAAACUGGGUUCGGAUGAGAGGGAAAUAAUUCUCUUGGUGUGGCAAAUUGUGGACCUACGUGAGAAAAAGGUGGGCAAGCUUCACAGAUGUCUUGUCAAGCCAGACACAUUGGAGCUUGCAGAUCAGUGUAAAGAGGAGACGGCGCUCAGUUUGGACGACAUCGUCAAUGCUGAGCCCUUGGAUAAAGUUCUGCUACAGUUCCAGCAGUCCGUGACAUCGGAAUUGAAGUGUCUCGAUAGGAGCUCUUACACUCUUUGUGUCAACAGUCCCCUUGUCAUACGACAGGCUCUUCACCCUGAGGCUUCUAAAAAGAAUCUCGUCCUUCCCGAGUGUUUCUUCUCAUUUGUGGACUUGAGAAAAGAGUUUGAGAAAUGCUGCCCCAACACCGGCCCUGCAAACAAACUGGAGAUUCCUUCCAUGUUAGAACAUGUGGGUCUUGCUGCAGUUUCAGAGCAGCUGAUGGGAGUGAGGGAAGUGAGGAGCAUGGUGCAACUGAUCCUCCACAUCCUGGCUGAGCCUUACAAUCACACAUUUUCCCUUGUGGAGACUGUGAAGUACAAAUUUGAUUCUGGCACAUGCAGUAAGACGGAGCCAGUGGACAACGAGACCAUAAUCAGAGCGCGAGGACUUCCAUGGCAGUCUUCGGAUCAAGACAUUGCUCGCUUCUUCAAAGGCCUCAAUAUAGCCAAAGGGGGCGUGGCCUUAUGCCUCAAUGCUCAGGGCAGGAGGAAUGGCGAGGCCUUGGUUCGCUUCAUCAACUCGGAACACAGAGACCUGGCACUGGAGCGCCAUAAGCACCACAUGGGGAGCCGCUACAUCGAGGUCUACAAGGCCACAGGAGAGGAAUUCCUCAAGAUUGCUGGGGGCACAUCUAACGAGGUGACACAGUUCCUGUCCAAAGAGAACCAAGUGAUCAUCCGCAUGCGGGGUCUGCCCUUCACCGCCACAUCACAGGAAGUCCUGGACUUCCUUGGUCCUGAGAGCCCAGUCACAGACGGUGCAGAGGGACUUCUGUUUGUGAAAUACCCGGACGGAAGACCCACCGGUGAUGCCUUUGUGCUUUUCUCCUGUGACGAGUACGCCCAGAAUGCCAUGAAGAAGCACAGGCAGAUACUGGGCAAGCGCUAUAUCGAGCUCUUUCGCAGCACUGCUGCUGAGGUGCAACAGGUGCUGACUCGCUACCUGUCCACCCCUCUAAUAUCCACACUGCCCGCCUCACCCAUCGUCCCCGUCCCCGUCCUCUCUACGCCGCCCUUCCUCCCGACAGCUAGCAGCAGUCGCGACUGCGUCCGCCUGCGUGGCCUGCCUUACACGGCCGGCAUCGAAGACAUCCUUGAGUUCAUGGGCGAGCACACCGCUGACAUCAGACCCCAUGGAGUCCACAUGGUCCUCAACCAGCAGGGGCGACCCUCGGGCGAUGCCUUCAUCCAGAUGAAGUCCCCGGACAAAGCUUUUAUGGUGUCGCAGAAGUGUCACAAGAAGACGAUGAAGGAUCGCUACGUGGAGGUCUUCCAGUGCUCCACAGAGGAGAUGAGCAUCGUACUGAUGGGAGGAACCUUGAACCGCAGCGGUCUUUCUCCACCACCUUGCAAACUCCCCUGUUUAUCCCCCCCAACAGCCUACGCCUUUCCCACACCACCCACCAUCUUGUCAGAGGCCGCCCUCUAUCAGCCGCCCCUACUGGCCGCUCCCAGACCUCAUCAGGCCACACAUAGCCCCGCCUUGGCCUACUACCCCCCUCAACCUCACCUGUACAUGAACAUGAACUACACAGCUUACUAUCCCAGCCCCCCAGUGUCUCCCUCCACAGUGAGCUACUUUGCAGCCCCGCCUUCGGUGGCGGUGGCGGCCCAGCCUCACCAUGCGGCUGCCGCCGCUGCUGCUGCGGCAGCGGCUGCCUCGUCUCCGGUACUCCCCCAACCCGGAGCUCUGGUGCGGAUGCAGGGCCUUCCCUACAACACAGGCGUCAAGGACAUCCUCAGCUUUUUCCAGGGAUAUCAGCUUCAGCCGGACGCCGUCCUCAUCCUGUACAACUUCAGUGGCCAGUGCAGUGGUGAGGCCUUGGUCACCUUCCCCAGCGAGGAGGCGGCGUGCCGGGCCGUGGCCGAGCGCUCCAGUCACGUCUUCUAUGGUCAGCAGAUCCAUUUGGCCUUUUGCAACUGACUGGCUGACUCCAAAUGCUUUCUGACCAGCUCGUGUACAUGGCUGCUUCCUUCCUACCAAAGCAUUUGACCGCACUUGAACCUUUAUUUUUAUUUUUUUUUUUUGCCCAGAUCAAUCAAUCUUUUGUACCAACUUGAGGAGAGUGGCAAGCAAAAGCCAUAAAUUUACUCAAGUGGAAGGAGAAAGGAAUUUUAUGCAUGCUUUUCUGUGAUUGGAUACAUUUGACCUCACCUCCACAUGUUGGUUUUGCUUUUCCUUUGGACUCUACGAAAACGCUGAAAACGUUAAGGACAGCAAGGCAACUUUUUGACUUCUUGUGACCAAACUACUGAUGGGUAUAUCUUUUUUUUUUUUUUUUUAAAUAACCACUUGCCCCCAAAAUGUGCCUAGAUUACCAGAGUAACACUGGUGUUCCUAUUGUUAGACCUCCAAUAGUCAAGGAUAUAUAUAUAAAUAUACAAACACACACACACUAUUUUUUGUUUCAUUUUUUUUUCGUUUGUCAACUUUGAUGUCAUAUAUAUUAGAAUUGUGAAUAAGAAUGUAAACGAUAAAACCUGUUAUUGAUGA
Molecule: messenger RNA, 3142 nt
Organism: Hippocampus zosterae (dwarf seahorse)
Lineage: Eukaryota; Metazoa; Chordata; Actinopteri; Syngnathiformes; Syngnathidae
Gene: esrp2
Product: epithelial splicing regulatory protein 2
Exons: 15
Coding region: 347-2572 (741 amino acids)
Biological process (GO): regulation of RNA splicing
Cellular component (GO): ribonucleoprotein complex; nucleoplasm
Molecular function (GO): mRNA binding
Source: RefSeq, a predicted model, not a curated record